UGCUUUCGGAGGCAGAAAGGUGGGUGGGUGGGGAGUCGGUCCGGCUUGGCCCCGCCCUCCUGCUCCGGGAGGCCAUGGCAAAACUACACUUCCCGGCGUGCAGCUGUUUGUUACCUCCUCCUCCUCGGAGUGUAAAUCUUGCAAGGCUAACAAAAGAGCAACCGGCUAAGCAAGCAGCAGCAUCAGGACCGGCGACCCGGAGGCCGCAAUACUGAGCCGCACUCUUCUCCAUCCUUGCAAGAUCGCCCCGCGGAAGAGUGGGGUGGGUGGGUAGGAGGGAAAUUAGAGCCAUGGCCAGAGGGACCCCCGCGCAGGUGCCAGUGGCCUUUGGGGAGGUGGCAAUCUGCUUCUCGGCCGAGGAAUGGGCAGAGCUGGCCGGAUGGCAGAAGGACCUCUAUCGCGACGUCAUGGCCGAGAACUUCCAGCUGGUCUCCUCGCUGGAAUGCCUGCUGGCAAUUCCUGAACUGCUAUACCAGCUGGCAAGAGGAGAGGUGACCGAGAUCGGCGCCGGGCCACCCCCAACGCAGGACGGGGAGUGCCCAGUUGUGAGACCAGAGCAGGAGGCGAGAAGCACCAAGGGGUUGCCAGGGCCUCCCGAGCAGGCGAAGAAGCCUCGC
Messenger RNA from Thamnophis elegans (Western terrestrial garter snake), 617 nucleotides. RefSeq names its product protein ZNF783-like. The record is from RefSeq and is a predicted model, not a curated record. NCBI's taxonomy places the organism in Eukaryota, Metazoa, Chordata, Lepidosauria, Squamata, Natricidae. The transcript is spliced from 4 exons. The annotation marks the transcript as partial. Gene Ontology annotation, biological process: regulation of DNA-templated transcription.